Messenger RNA from Botrytis cinerea B05.10, 2442 nucleotides. It is a transcript of the gene Bcptc3, whose product is annotated as Bcptc3. Gene Ontology annotation, biological process: protein dephosphorylation. The transcript is spliced from 7 exons. Gene Ontology annotation, molecular function: protein serine/threonine phosphatase activity; cation binding. NCBI's taxonomy places the organism in Eukaryota, Fungi, Ascomycota, Leotiomycetes, Helotiales, Sclerotiniaceae. The record is from RefSeq and is a predicted model, not a curated record. Bases 388 to 1707 code for a protein of 439 amino acids.
GUGUGUUCGUUAAUACAGCAAGCCCAAGGCAAAGAAAGAGGCAAAGAAAGCGUCAUUUCUAGUAACAUCGCCUUUCUCUUUCCCUCCUCCAAAAAACUGCACGCGAUCUGCACUGGAUUAAAGAUAAUUCUACCAAAUCUUUACGUUCCCGUUAAAUACGAUUUUCAAUCUCGAUACACAUCUUUCUUAUAGAUAAUACCAAGGUAUCGAUUCUAUCUAUAACCUCUUCCGCCUUUCCUACCAGGAAAAUUACGACCCCGCAUCCCACCCAUACCUCUUUGCAAUCUCUGUCAAGGAACACCACCCGAAGAUCUCGAAAUAUUGUUGAGAGAAGGAUCUGAAUUGUUUGUUGGAUUUUUGUAGAGAGGAUUUCGAUCUAUCUUCAAGAUGGGUCAGACUCUUUCAGAGCCCGUCGUGGAGAAGCACUCAGCUAUCGGAGGCGAUGAGAGAUUACUUUAUGGUGUCUCUUCCAUGCAGGGAUGGAGAAUCAGCAUGGAGGACGCGCACGCGACUAUCCUCGAUUUACAAAAUACAAAGGGACAGGAAUUGAAGCCAGCUCCAAUCGAUAGCAGACUUUCAUUCUUCGGUGUUUACGAUGGACAUGGAGGAGACCGGGUAGCACUUUUUGCAGGAGAAAAUAUACAUCAGAUCAUCGCGAAGCAAGAAGCAUUCCAGAAGGGUGAUAUUGAACAAGCUCUGAAGGAUGGCUUCCUUGCAACAGACAGAGCAAUCUUGAUGGAUCCAAGAUACGAGGAGGAAGUUUCUGGCUGUACCGCAUCAGUUGGUAUAAUUUCGCACAAAAAGAUCUACGUGGGAAAUGCCGGAGACUCGAGAAGUGUUUUGGGAGUCAAGGGUCGCGCCAAGCCUCUGUCAUUCGACCACAAGCCGCAAAACGAAGGCGAAAAAGCCAGAAUUAAUGCGGCUGGAGGCUUCGUCGAUUUCGGUCGUGUCAAUGGCAACCUUGCAUUAUCAAGAGCCAUUGGUGAUUUUGAAUUCAAGAAGAGCGCAGAGCUUUCGCCCGAGCAGCAAAUCGUUACUGCAUUCCCCGAUGUUACUGUACAUGAUAUUACAGACGAUGACGAGUUUUUAGUGGUUGCUUGUGAUGGUAUCUGGGAUUGCCAAUCAUCCCAAGCCGUUAUCGAAUUUGUUCGACGAGGCAUUGUUGCCAAGCAAGAUUUAUCUAAGAUCUGCGAGAACAUGAUGGAUAAUUGUUUAGCAUCCAAUUCGGAAACUGGUGGUGUCGGUUGUGAUAACAUGACCAUGAUUGUUAUUGGUCUUCUGAACGGCAAGACUAAGGAAGAGUGGUACGAUGAAAUCGCAAAGCGUGUCGCGAAUGGAGAUGGCCCAUGUGCCCCUCCGGAGUACGCUGAAUUCCGUGGACCUGGUGUUCAUCAUAACUUUGAUGAUAGUGACAGUGGAUAUGAUGUUGAUAUGGACCAGAAGCUUAAGUCUUUCGGUGGGAACCCACGUGGACGAAUCAUUCUUCUUGGAGAUGGCACAGAAGUCCUCACUGAUUCCGAUGAUACAGAAAUGUUCGAUCACAGUGAGGAAGACAAAGACCUCGCCAGCCAAGUCCCAAAGGGACAGCCUCAAUCCGAAGUCCCCGAAUCCGAUGCCUUACCCGAAAAGAUUGACCCGAAAGAGCCAAAGUAUCAGGCAGUAGUAGACGAAGUCUUACCAAAAUCGAGCAAAGCCGAAGAGAAGUAGGAGUAAUUUGGGUAUUAUUGGUACAUCUUUCAAGAUUUAUGAAGUGAAAGACGAAGGGAGGGGAGGGUGUUGGAAUGAAGAUGUUAAUGACUCGAGAAAUUAUGCAAACCAGAUUCAUCUUGAUGAAUGACUAUUUUUGCGACCAUAUCUGGAAUAGAAGGGGUUGCAAAUCGUGUGCAUUUUUUAUAAGCAUGACGUGAGAUAAAAUCACGUAUUGCAAUAUUUCCUGAGAAUCUUCAUCAAUGCUGGGAGGGAAUGGGGAGCAUGGGAGGGAAGGUAUAAAGGUUAUGAAAACUUUAUAUCUAGUAAACAUGAUGGAGAUGCCCUGUGUGUGUGGAGGCUUCCCCUUCGACAUGAAAUCUUCUGAACUUACGAUCUUCAUACGCAGCGAGUUAUAUUAUCAUGAUCAUGAGUCCGUUUUUUCUUCUUCAAUUUUACGUUACAGAUCUCUUAUAGGAAGGGUCUCUAGACUAAGGCCGAGUUUCAAUGUACGUUGAAAACGAUCAAUUGAUAUCCUUCUGACCAAAGCGUUUACGAGUUCGUCUCAUGUUUCUAAAUUGAAUGUGUGUGCAUGUUCGCAGGUUUGUUAAGUUGCAGAUGGUCCCCUCUUUUAAGCCCCAAGGCGGCUCCCAAGACGUAGCAAAUAGAAGGCUCGUAGAGCUGAUGAAGUGUCUAAUCGAAUGGAAUCGAAUCGUUGGCAUUGCUUCGGACUUGGAUUGGAUCCAUUGCACUGCA